AUGUUAUCGAAAACGGAGAUACGCAUUCUGCAAUUACUCCCAGCUCAAUCAACGGAGGAUGACGAAUAUCCGAUCCAAUGCCAGACCCAGGUAGUUCCGCUGUCCGCUUCUGCCAAGUACGAGACCCUAUCCUACGUCUGGGGUGAUCAGAAAAACACAACAACCAUACGUGUCGAUGGCAACAAAGUUUCAAUCACCAAGACUCUAGAGGCUGCUCUGAAACGCCUACAGCUUCGAGACAGGAGCAGAUGCCUUUGGAUCGAUCAACUCUGCAUAAACCAGAGAGAUGAUAAAGAAAAGGCAAACCAAGUCCCUCUAAUGGGCCACAUAUACUCCAACACCACGCAGUGUCUCAUCUGGCUCGGAGAAGUCAGAUCAGACAUCAUGUUGUCUGACGCUGAAUCUGCUGUGGGAAUAAUCGGAUUUAUGAGCGAGUAUGGAAAAAGCCAAGAUUCAAAACCCCGCACGCCGCAGAGCCUACUUUCCGAGCGCACUCUCCAUGGGCCAAUGCAGGCAUUGAAGUCGAUCUCUUUAGGAAGCAAUCCUUGGUGGCAGCGAAUCUGGUCCCUUCAAGAAGCUGUCCUUCCUUCCAAGAGCUGCAUGCUCUGGGGCCCUUUAUCUGUCCCGUGGGAUACACUUGUUACUGCGGGCCUGACCUACCCGGUCCCCCCUGUUGACGACAUCAUCGAGCCAUACAGGGACGUUGUGGAUGGGAUGUUCGCCCAAACCACGGCAUUGGAUAUGGCAAAGAACGGGAGCCAUGGUCCGCUAGAUGUCAUCUUCCGCUGGAGCUUUCGCAAAGCAUCAAACCCACGUGACAAAGUCUACGGGCUUCUGGGGCUUUUUCCCAUGGGGACUCUGCAUCGGGUUGAGGCCUGCAACUACGGCUUGUCACCAGCCAGCGUCUACGCCAUGGCCACUGUGGACCUGAUUGAACACCAUCAAAGCCUGCAUCCUAUUGCACUGCGAUGCCUCAGGGGCCUGCCAGAUAGCACACCCGACAUUCCUGGCUGGGCUUUGGAUAUGGCAGCUAGCGAUUGCUUGUCUAUGGGCACCGUUGACGGCGAUGACGCUAUCUGGUGUGCGAUGCAUAACUACCACCCAUUUAAUGCCUGUGGGCGGACAACCAUUGACUGGACACGGUUUCAGUUUGACCAUACACGAAACUCGUUGACUUUGACCGGCUACAAGGUCGACACGAUUGCUCUAGCGUGCCCAAGGCCACAGAGCGACACGCCUGGCAACAGAGACAUUUCCUACUCGGAAAUAAUUCGUACGAUCAAAGCGUGGUAUGCGAUAGCAGAUAACUUUUAUGGUAGUCGACAUGGGCUUCAAGGGUCCAAAGGUCAAGAUCACUGGUCAGAUUCUUUCUGGAGGGCGUUACUAGGGGGUCUCAAACUAGACCCGGAAUACAUUCCAGAAGGCCGGGCCACAUCAGUCGACAUUAAAAUGAUGGAGGAUUUCGUACGGACCAGCAAGAAGAACGCAUCUUGCUACAGCCUAUUCGCUACCAUGUGUCACCGAACAAUGUAUCUGACUGAGGGGGGGUUGAUAGGAGUUGGUCCCCCUCACUUGGAUGCUGGCGAUGAAGUCUGGAUUCUACAUGGCGGCAAGGUGCCAUUUCUCCUCCGUCCAAGAGCUAAUGUUUCUGCAAACGACUUUUUCUUUGUCGGUUCGUUAUUUUAA
Molecule: messenger RNA, 1686 nt
Organism: Ilyonectria robusta
Lineage: Eukaryota; Fungi; Ascomycota; Sordariomycetes; Hypocreales; Nectriaceae
Product: heterokaryon incompatibility protein-domain-containing protein
Exons: 2
Coding region: 1-1686 (561 amino acids)
Source: RefSeq, a predicted model, not a curated record